Molecule: messenger RNA, 1730 nt
Organism: Drosophila persimilis
Lineage: Eukaryota; Metazoa; Arthropoda; Insecta; Diptera; Drosophilidae
Exons: 2
Coding region: 1181-1714 (177 amino acids)
Source: RefSeq, a predicted model, not a curated record
CAUACAUAAUUGUACGUAUUCUUUGUGUCCGCAUUUGUGUGCGAGUGUGUGUGUGUUGUAACGUUUGUUUACUCCGACCUCCGACCGCCCCACAUUUUCUGGUGAACUUGUGCCGUUGUUUGGUGGUGCUGUUGUCCAUUGCCAUACUCGUACUUCCCCCAGAGUGUGUGGUACUGGGAAAAAAUCGAAACUCACGCACAGUGAAACUCCAACGACCCUCAGCUGGCAGCUCUCCAGACAGCUCUCAAACAGCCUGCGAUAAUAACACUCCACCAAAGUCUCCAAUGUGUUGUGCAAUUGUAUACAAUCAGUAGUACCGACUCGUGCAGCAUUUGGCAUUAAAGCUCUUGACGUGAAAUUAAAAUUCAGAGGCACAGAGCCGUAUAUGACACGCGCCGAACACAAUUACGUUCCACUGUGCAGCAAAAGCAGAGGAGAAAAUUCAUAAAACAACGGCAAACGGAAUCAUCGACGCAAAGAGAAACGACAAAAAGCCAAGAGCAAGGGGAGAGAGCGAGCUCAUUCGGUUUAUUUAAAGACUCACCUGCACCGUCCCGCACCAGAACAGAACGGUGUACACCCAAAAUAUCGUUCAGCUCGCAAUGUAAACAGUUUAAAUGAGGAUAGCACAGAGUUUUAAUAAAAUGGUUGUAAUCUAACUAAUAACCCCACGAUUCCAGAAGAGCUUCCGCCAUCAAUACCGUUUGAAAAAGCGCUCAGCACCAGCAUUGAAGGCUGAUAAUCGAGAGCAGAGACCAUCUGUCAUCAUCACGCGUUAACGAGGCACAGAAGAAACGGAAGAAACAGGAGAAGCAGCACCAGCAGCGACUCACUUACAUAAUAUUUUGGACAUUACUCAUCAUACGCCGCGUAAGCCGCAUCCAGCCAUCCAGCACUGAGAGAACCGCCGUCGAUAUGUUCGCCCGUCCGCCGCCGCACUGUGCGCCGCGCACUUGACACGCGUUAAACCCCCCACGUGGCCCGAGAGGAGUGGAGCAGUGCAGGAGAGGCACGUGCACCCACCUGCCACAGGAGCAGCAGCAGCAGCGUCAGCAUCAGAAGGAACACUAGAGCGUCAUUCAUACGCAUUCCCCUUGUUUUUCUUAUUUUUUGUUUGUUUCAUUGGCACCGAAAAGCGUUGUUUGGUUUCCCCCAACAGAAACUGUAGUUACCGUACCGCAUGAGGGUGCCAAGGCAUAAACCGUUUACUGGCAGCGACAACUGCCGCAACAGCAACAGCGACAGCACCAGCAUCAGCAUCGGGAGCAACCGCAACGUGCCACAGUUGCCAUCAGUCAUUGUUCAAUAUAUUCUCCGUUGGCCUGUGAUAAACCCCCUAACGUUCUUAAUGAAUGACAUUCGGUUCAAGUCAUUUUAUCGUGCCAGCAAAACGACAUCUGCCGCAGCAGCAGCAGGAGGAGCCACAGCGUCGAAGUCGUGCGACAAGAGCCAGAACAGCAAUCCCCGUACUUACAACAACAGCAGCAAAUCGAACAAAGUGUUUCUCCACUACAUACCCCGCGAUCCGCGCCUAAGAAUCCUCCACCGAACCGCCGCCCUCAAUAAACCCUUGAAUCGCAGUCGCUACACCCUCAGCGAGCUGAAUAUAACUGAAGAUCUGUGCAAUUAUGGUGAACUAAUCGGCGGCAGUGAUACCCGUGCUCGCAGUGUGGAAAAGGAUCUAGUGCCAGUGAAAAUCUCCGGGAAAUACUAAAGUGUAGCGUUCUGUU